AUGGCAUUCCCCGACCGUCAUCAGGGCAUUGGCCACGCCAUCGCACUAGCAUAUGCUGCGCAAGGUGCGCAUCUGGCCUUACAUGCUCGAUCUACAGACAAGCUACAGGCCGUGGCAAAGGAAGCUUCGAGUAUAGCGAAGCCGAAAGGAUAUGAAAUCACCACCACAGCGGCGAAGGACCUGAGCGUAGACAUCUCUGGUGGCGCUACCUUUGAUAUCCUAAUCAAUUAUGCAGGAUUUGCCCUAGGCGCACCUGCGACGUUCCACGAACAGAGCAUUGAAGACAUCAGUACCAUGAUUCAGACCAAUAUCUUCGGCUUCAGGGUCGCUGCUAACGCCAUGCUCAACGAAGGUGGUAUGGCGAAAGCGAAACAUGGUACAAUCAUCAACGCCACCAGCACAACAGGUCUUGAAGUCCCACCUCUUCCUGGCGAGGCGGUCUAUCACUCCAGCAAAGCCUGCCAGGAGGCAUUCUCGAACGUCCUUCGCAACGAGACGGUGGGAACCAACGCACGCAUCUUGACCCUACGGCCUGGUGUUGUCCAGACGAACUUCCAUGAACAACGUGUCGGUUAUGACCAGGGGCAGUAUGAUGAAUUCAUAGAUGGCAUCGAGGCUCUUGUCGCGGAAGAUGUGGCAAAGGCUGCGGUGUGGAUGGUACAGAGUGAAGAACGUGUGAGUAUUAGGGCACUAGAUGUGAUCCCGAGCAGUCAGAGGACUCUACGAUUGUUUGAUCGGGACUGGGAGAAGAGGAACAAGUAG
Molecule: messenger RNA, 762 nt
Organism: Recurvomyces mirabilis
Lineage: Eukaryota; Fungi; Ascomycota; Dothideomycetes; Mycosphaerellales; Teratosphaeriaceae
Exons: 2
Coding region: 1-762 (253 amino acids)
Cellular component (GO): cytosol
Molecular function (GO): oxidoreductase activity
Source: RefSeq, a predicted model, not a curated record